Messenger RNA from Paramecium octaurelia, 1659 nucleotides. NCBI's taxonomy places the organism in Eukaryota, Ciliophora, Oligohymenophorea, Peniculida, Parameciidae. The record is from the annotation of a GenBank genome assembly.
AUGUCAUUAUGGAUUGCCUUAAAACGAAAGUUUUAAUAACUAAGAAUGAGAAAUUAGAUUUUUUUAAUCAAAAUAAUUGUGCUGCUUGUUAGUUUUAUCUUUAUUGGAUGUUGUUAUAUAGUUCAAAAUAACAUCAUGAUAGGAAUAUAUGAAGACUCCUCAAAGAUUGUACUCCACAAGCAGGAUAGAAAGUCUCUUAUGCUUUUAUUACCUUAACUACAUUAUUACAUAGUCUCAAAAUAACAAUCAAGUAUUACUUUAUUAUUAUUGAGCCAAGGAAUAUAACUUUUAACUAGUAUAUCUACUUUUUACUAAUAACUCGACAAAUUUUCUAUAUCAUCAAAUUUUAAAAAUUCUCUUCCAUGCGAAACAAUUGAUUAAAUAAAUUUUUUGUUCAAGAUCCCAGAACCUUGUCAUACUUGCUUUUUUUGUGAAGGGGGCAACAACGUUCCUGACAAAGUUUAAUACCAAGAUCUAGAAAAAUUGGAAAGGAUCCUCACUGAAUUCAUUUUUUCUUUCAAUACUUUAUAAAAGAACAGAAUUUUUUUUCUAGCUACAGGUAAUAUUUAGUUUGGGUACAUGUACCCCUAAGUAAUUUUUAAUUGGUCAUAUUAACCUGCAAAAGUCAAUUGGUACACAAAUCAUUAAGAAAUGAGGGAAAAGGAUCCUUAUUCGAAGUAUUUCUUUUCCUUGCUCUACUUUUCAGGAACAGCAAAAAUCUAUAAAUAGACUAUAUCUUACUCCUUGGAAAAUAAAAUAAAUAAUAAUUUAGAUGCAAUUGCUGGCACAGAUAUGGAUGUAGAAGACUGGAAUAUGAAAUCUAUUAAAGCAAACACUUAUUUGCUUAAUUAAUAUGGAGAAAUCGUUUAUCGUAAUGUGGAUCUCAAUCUUUCAGUGUUGGAACUCAACUUCAUAUAUGAGGAAAAUAAAACUGGCUUUAAUUAGACAGAUUGGAACUAAAUUUAACAUUUAGCCAAAGGAGAUAAAGUUAUUUCGAAUUGCUACCUGGAACAAACUCAGAUUCUAUGCAGAUACAAUUCAAUCUAUAAAGAGCCCAUUAAAAUAGUUGCCAAGAUAAUUCCUGGCAAUUUUACUUUAAUGAUGUAAACAUUACUAUACAUAUUUAGGUUUACUAAUUCAAGCUUUGAGGCUAAUUUGUAGAAAUAAUUUUUAAUUAUGGAACAAAAUAUAUAUGAGUAACUAAAAAGUAGCUUUAAUACUUAGAUUUUAAGUUUCUUAGCAAUUAUUUUUGUCUCAAUGAUAAUUGUAAUACUAAUGUUUCUGCCCAUCCUCAAGGUAAUGUUAUUAGCUAAAUUAUAUAUUAAAAAGAUGGGCAAUAACCUUGAUAAAGAGAUCUUCAAAAUAGCAAAUAAGGCAAAAAGUAGUAAAGGACUAUUUAAUGAAUUGCAAAUCAAAAUUAUUAAUUUUGGAGAUAUCAUAGAAAAAAGCUAGUUAUUAAAAAGUGACUAAUGUAAAAACAUCGAGAAAAUUUAAUACAAGCAAAAAUUCUAUUUUAGAGAGUAAAGUGAUUUUUUGAAAUAAAUUCAUCUUUAAAACCUAUAGGAUGAUACAUAACAAAGGAUACCUUAGAAAGCACUCAUUUAAAUAAUAACUAGUUUAUUUAAAUAAACAAGUUAAAUCCAUCAUUCUUAAAAAUGA